UUCCUCAGUACGACUCUGGCAGCUCUCCUCCACAGCAGCAGAAAGACACAGAACCAAAAACAGAACGGUGAAAGAUAGACAAGCGAAAGACGGAGAGAAACAAGGUGUGAAAGACAACAGCAGGAGGACAAGCUUUACUCUAAACCUCCCCCUCCAGAUGGCACAAUGGGAAGAGAUUGGGAACCAGUGAAAAGUGGGAGCGAGACAAGACAUGUGAUCUAGAAGAACAAGGUGUUAAAAGUAGAUGCUGAAAAGGGUCCUGGACAGAUGGACGGAUGCUGAUCUUCUAAAAUAGAGGGGUAGUCACCACUCCAUUCUGACAGACAGAAGGGUGCCCAUUUUUACACUGGGAGCAACAAGAUAUUCCUCCCCUUUCCUCUACUGGAUAAGACUGUACCUACUGUACCUCUUUCCCUGACAGUGUCAUUCUCCUUUUCUCUUUUACCUGGACUUUGGCCUAGUCAGUCAGUCAGUCAGUCAGUUGUUCAUUACAUUUUUCUCCUGUUUCUUCAUUUCUUUUUGUUCAUCUCUCCGGGGCAAGUGACGCAACCGAGAGUGCUUUUUGGAAUCUUUGCUGAAGAAGACUGUCCUCUAUUGACCCUUUACAUUGUGUGUGUUUGUUUGUGUGUGUGUUUAUAUGAGCACAAGGACGUAUGUGUGUGUGAGCCUGUGCCCUUUUUACCUCUUAAUUUCCACCUUUUGCACCCAUCUGUUUCAUGCUGGCUGUCCUUUCACACCUCUGCAAGUGUCGCGCACCAUCUGCGAGCGUGUCAUUGUGUGUGUGUGUGUUUCGGUGUGAGUUUGUGUACGUAUCUGUCACCCGCAGUUACGCCACUGGUCAAAAGUUGGCCAAUUGGAUCAGAGCCAUUUUUGGAGGCAACGUGGCAUGCUGUUUUAGCUGGGCAGGAGGCUGUUUAGGGAUCAGUUUGAGAGAUUCUACUGUGUUCUCCCGAUAGGACUCGAAAGACUAUCAAACCUCCUGGAGGAUCAAUUCAAUCAGCAUCUGAUCCAACAAGUGUUAACUGAUCACCUGUGGAUGGUGUACCUUGGGAAUACAGUGAGUGGCAGUGAAGGAAUCAUCCAAUCGGCACAUGUUUUAUAGAUGACCUGUCCAAUCAUCCAUUAUUAAAGCCCUGGCACUUUGGGUUUUGCCUGUGAGGUGUUGAUCAGAUUCCGGAUUACCUGAUGUGUGUGUAGAGGAUAUAGCUUGAUGAUCUCUGGCACCGUGGCCGUCUGCUUCCUGUGCCGGUCUUCUUGGAACUGUCACUCAACUGCUUGGCCCUCAGUCUCUCUAUUGUACCUAGGAGCUGCCAACACAGACUGACAGACCUUUUUUUUCUUUUUCUCGGCCAUGCUGUACUGUGUAACUCUCUGAACGAAAGAAGACAUUUUGCGAAGAAAGGACGUUCUGACUCUGUCCCGUGUGUACCGUUCUGUGUCCACACUAACGGACUGCCUAAACUGAGGCAAUUGGCCUCUAGUCCCGUGCUACCUACUGUGUUUCAUCACCCCCAGGGGACAUGAUUGGUGUCAACAGCCUGCACUCGGCGGGGCGCCUGCGCUCACGAUCCCUGUGCUCGGUCCGCUAUGGGCGAGACUUCCGUAUGAUUGACCCAUUCCGCUACCCCCGAACCCCCCGCUCACGCUCCCUGAAGCCCCUUAUGUUCCCAGACCUGCUGGGCAAGGCCCAGGAUGGACAGAACCACCCGCAGGCUCGCAAGAGGAAGAAGGUACAAUGUGCCACCCGGGCCCUGUACAACUCAAUCAAGAAUGAGAAGCUUCAAUGGACAAUCGACGAGGAGGAGAUGCGGAAGUCUUUCUCAGAGCUGGGGGACACCAGCCAGGCAGACUCCGCCUCUAAACACAAGAAGAGCAUGGCCAGCGGCGGGAAACCACUAGUGGCCAUGGCCCAGCCUUCAGGAGCCCUCCUGUACAAGAACGGCUUCCUGGUGCGCAAGGUGCACGCUGACUCAGACGGCAAAAGAACACCGCGUGGGAAGAGAGGAUGGAAGACGUUCUAUGGCAUUCUGAAAGGGCUGAUUCUCUACCUACAGAAGGGAGUGUACCGGCCAGAUAAGCAGCUGUCGGACGAAGAUCUGAAGAACGCUGUGUCCAUCCACCACUCUCUGGCCAUGAGGGCUGCCGACUACAGCAAGAGACCCAAUGUGUUCUACCUCCGCACCGCCGACUGGAGGGUCUACCUCUUCCAGGCACCAAGCACAGAGCAGAUGCAGUCGUGGAUCACACGCAUCAAUACGGUAGCAGCCAUGUUCUCGGCGCCACCUUUCCCUGCAGCCAUUGGUUCACAGAAGAAAUUUGCCCGACCUCUGCUGCCAAGCUCCACCUCCAAACUGUCACAGGAGGAGCAGGUCCAGUCCCAUGAGACUCGGUUCCGGGCCAUCUCCACUGAACUGGCUGAGCUGCGCUCAUAUCCUCCAGACCGAAAGGUCAAAGGCCGCGAGCUGGAGGAGUACCGCCAGCGAGACGAGUACCUGGAGUUUGAGAAAACACGCUACGGUACCUACGCCAUGCUGCUGCGGAACAAGAUCCGCUGCGGCGAGGAUGACCUGUCCGUAUUCGAGGUUCAGAUCCUGGAGGACAACGGGCUGCAGCGCACCCAUUCCAGCCCCACGCUGCAGGACUUCAGCCAGGCCUCCCAGGGCAGCAGCACCAAGGAGCCGGUGGGCUGCAGUGGCAUGGGAAAAGGCUCCAAGCACACCGAGGCCCAGAGAUACAGCUACCGCCAGGCCGUCAAGAAGUGAGGCAGGGCGGGGAGCCGGGUGGUGAUGACGUGGCAGGUUUGUCUCCCUGUGCAAGUUUUUAUUUGAAAUCCAGUGGAGGGGGCUUAUAAGAGCUUGAAAAGGAGAGGGGUGAGAGUGUACUGUAUACACCAUGCCCCCACCCGGCACUCCCGAUCUCCUCGGCCAAUAGGGGAGGUGCAGCGGUGCAGAUCCUAUGACUGGCCAAUGCCAGCGGUGCGUUGGGGCAGGAGGGAGGGAGGAGCGUUGGAGAGGUCAUGCAGCUUGGAAAGAAGGUAUUCCAGCGAAAGCUUGCUGCAUAUGUUAAUAGACGGUACCAUGCCGUAUGGUAAGACAGAGGUUCCUCCCGUAAGCAGUAUCACCGCCGUACAAGGACUCCCAUCCAGCAUCUUUUUCUUUCCUUUUCUUUCAGGGCACCUCUCCCACAAACCCCUCCUCCAGCCUUUUUUCUUGAAAUGUUUUCCUCUGAUUUGGGACCAAACAUGUUUACACGUUUGACACAUUAAGUCUCAGAUGACUGUGCUAUUGAUUUGAACACGUGUUACAGUACUGUAAUACUGUAGUAACAGGAGCUAGAUCCACAACUCAUUGCAUUGCUAUUCCCUUUUUUUCCAUGACAUCUGUGUGUGUCCACAUACAUGAGGGAGCCUAACGACAAGGGUACUUGCAGCUCCUGAACUCUUCUUUGGGGCAAAUGUGAUGGCAACAAGGUGGCUCUAGUGGAUCAGAAUGGCAGUGCACUACACACCCGGAUCCGCAAUGGAGACUCAGUUGCAGCUCUCCCUCCUGGCCCAAGUCAGGGCGAGAGACUGUGCUCUCAUGACUUCAAACCGCUCCAAUCUCUGCCCCCUCUCUCUCUGCUCCCCUGUUCUCACAUUCUCUGUCUCAGAGAGGGGGUAACUGUGGCUCCCCUCUCUACCAUCUAUUCCAAAUGGGUUGUCAGAGUGGUUGAUGUCAUUUGAGCCACACUAGUUUACUACUGUACAGCUACACACGAGUAAAAAAAAAAUGUAAUUGUACUUAAUAAUCCUCUCAGCAAGAGAGGCCCAUGGUUUCUUAAUUGCUUUUCCUUAAAGGGACAAUCUGCGAUUAAUAUAUAUGCCCAUUGAUUUUUGAAGAAUAAAACUAUCGAUGCCUCAUGAGCUUAGUUCAACCCAAAAUAUAAACUUGUUUAACUCCUUUGUUUGUAAACAAUGUAAUUGUAAACAAACAUGGUAUAGCCUCAAAACGCCAGCCUCAUCCCUCAGCUGUUUACCGAAUCAGUGGUAGGGUAAUCGCUAUGUUAUUGUUGAAAACUGCAGAUUGCCCCUUUAAUAACCGUUGUUAACCCUCCUACCUAGCCAGUUGCUUUAGCUUUGUCUUGCAGCAGGCUUCUUUUUACUACUCUGUGUGUGAAUGUUGUUUUUUCUCAGCAUGCCUUCAUCGAGCUCUGCCUUUUUCUUCUUCUUGGGGAAAAAAAAUGUUUGGGUUAUGUUGUCUUUGUACUAAUCCUGUUGUAUUGACAUGUCUUCCCUGUUACUCCCUGUGUAAUCACUCGUUUAUAAGACCUGUUUUAACACUCACCAGGCAGACCCUGAAUGUACUUGUUUUUUCAAUAUUUUGUACAGCAUUUUACAAUAACCUGUUGAUGUUGGACAUUCUCCCCCUCCUCCUGUGUACUGUUACAAGUGUCAUUAUACAUAAGUGUUAUUAUAGUAAACCUAUGGCAUAUGUUUUCUAAUAACCUGCCAACUACUAUAUUAUGCUUAUAUUGUAUGAUACAUUAUAUAUGUCGUUUUACAAUAUAUCCUGGUGAAUAUGCAUAAAAUAAACAUAUACAGAGUUGAUAUUAUACAUUCCCUGUAUUUAAAUGUCCUGAAAGUGACCUAUGAUAAUCAUGUGUUUUUACAUAGUAUUCUGUAUGUGAAGGGUCAACAAAGGCACCAGCACAAUCUUGAGUAUUGUCUAAAUGCCUAUGUAUCUAUCAAACAAUGAUGAGAUUGAGAAAGGAGAUCUGGCGAGGUGGGACAAUACCAUAAUCAAAUUCCCAUCAUUAUUUCAACUCCCUGGCCUGAAGUAUUCUGAAGAGAAUGAGAGAGGCAUUCUUCUUUAAAUUGGUAGCAUGAUUCACUUUGAAGGUAUUUGUUGAUGUUGUCACAGAGUAAUGUUUUGCUGUUGUUGCUACAUGAAAAACAGACAUAUGGAAUAAUGUAGUGGGUGUAUGUGUAACGUGUGAAAUGCGUGAGGAGGGCCUUGUAGGCUAAUAGACGGGGGAAGCAGCAAGACAUUUACUGACAGAAUAUGUAUGGAAGCAUAUCCAUACCAUAUCCUCAGUCAAUGUAAAGAAAAAUAAUCAACCUAACUAUUUCAUGACAUACCUUCAGUUUCAAGCUACUCAGGCUUUCAAAUGUCGGCCUUGAACAGCUGUAAUGCCAGCAUCGUACCAGCAGAGAGAGCUGUUUAGCAGGACAUUCAGUUACCUUUCAGCCAUAACAUUGCUGCACCUGCACUGCACAAGCUUUUUAGGGUGGCCCAUUGGCAGUCUCUGGAUAUGGAGCACUGCUGAGCUAUGUGUGAUCGGUGACUGAGAGUUCUUUGUGUGUGUGUGUGUGUGUGUGUAUCUGAGGAGAUGCGUUUCUGUUCUGCUGUAAGUUUGUGAAUGUCAUUGAAUGCAGCAUGCUGCAACCUGGCUGACCUACUAAGGAGCCUAUUUAAGGAAUGUGGCUGAGGAUAAUGGUCUAGCCAGUGCAUUCAUGUGAUGUUUUAAAGCAGCAACGGUUUAUCCAGCUGUGUCCAUUAACUUUACUUACCUUGCUGGAAAUGUUUUUUUGUACAAUUUUAGUACAGAUAAUUGAAUGUUAUGUCUAAGCAUGGUGUAUUUUGCCUCUCGUCUUUUCCUAUCUUACCUCAGUCAUUUUCAAAUUAUUCUCCUUCCUUUUCCAUGAUCUCUUCUCCACUCCAGUCUCCUCUGCUCAUGCUUUCUUUCCCUCUCUAUUUAUUAUUUUUUUAAAUUGUACCUUUAUUUAACCAGGCAAGUCAGUUAAGAACACAUUCUUAUUUUCAAUGACGGCCUGGGAACAGUGGGUUAACUGCCUGUUCAGGGGCAGAACGACAGAUUUGUACCUUGUCAGCUCGGGGGUUUGAACUUGCAACCUUCCGGUUACUAGUCCAACGCUCUAACCACUAGGCUACGCUGCCUCCCCUCCACUCCUCCUCCUCUCUCGCAUCACUUCACUUUCCCUCUGUCACUGAUAUUGUCAGUUUGUUCUGCCCUCUGUCUCUGUCAUCAUCUCAUUAAUCUUUUAGGAAGCUGCCUUUAUCAGAUAACUGUAUGUGUUUAUUGUUACUAUAACUGAUGAUAUAUACCUUUAAUUGUAUUGUAACGAUGUUACAGCUGUGAUAUUACUGCUUGGUACUUGUAUUUAUCGAUAGUGUUUGACACUGGUGGCAUAUGUUGCCAGGGUAGUCUACCACAGAAUGACAUGUCCCCUCGGACAUUGGAGGGAACAGGGUAAGGACUGAGGGCCUUUUACAUACAAAGGGACAUUGUGUUGUUCAAUCAACAGGUGAACAACUGAAAAUCUCAUCUCUCACACACUAUUUGUUCAUAUCAUAGGGUCUAUGCAAUACAUGCCCUGUUUCCUGUGUCCCAGGCACUAACCAUGAGGGAGAGAGGCAUACGGUAUAGAAUAUGUUAUAAAGCAGUAUGAUAGCCGGGACUAGCCUCAGGUUCAACCUCCGCGAGCCUCCGCGAGCUCUCUAUGCCCACUCUGCCACCCCGCCCCCUCUGACAUCAUCACAGAGCAGCUGCAGGGUCUCCAUGGCACUGGUUUGCAAGUGUUCGCUCUAUGAUACUGAAAUGAAAGCCUAGGUGUUACUGUAUGUUCAACCCAUUCCCAGCAAGCACUUAUGAAUGUGACAUGUGUGUGUGUAUAUAUAUAUAUAUAUAUAUAUAUAUAUAAACAGCAUGAGAUAAUAUUAUUAUGGUCUGCUUUCCUUUGUAUUAUGUUUAGUAUUUAAUGAAUGGUUAAUAUACAGAACACAUUUUUUGUCCUUCAGUUCAUUGUCAUGUUUUUUGUUUUAUGAAGCUGAAUAAAGUCAAUGUAUUUAAUGCUGUUUUAUGCUGAUGUGUUGUAGACACCACACCAACGCUUUCAAAACUGUGAUAUAAUACACUACAGUGGGGUUCUGACUCAUUUCAGUUUUCUUAGAAUGCUGCCAAUGAGAGACAUUUAAAAUGUUUUUACUUGAAUUGUUUUACUCGUUUUAGCUGUACACAUGUCCACCACCUGUUAAAACCUCACCUCUGUAAGAAAACAUUGUUUGUAUAGGAGCUUUUCUUUUGGGAAGCAUAAAGGAAAAAUAAAAGUGUUCCAAAAAGUGA
This is a messenger RNA of Oncorhynchus nerka (sockeye salmon), 7122 nucleotides long. RefSeq names its product PH and SEC7 domain-containing protein 1. Gene Ontology annotation, molecular function: protein binding; phospholipid binding. Bases 1521 to 2762 code for a protein of 413 amino acids. The record is from RefSeq and is a predicted model, not a curated record. NCBI's taxonomy places the organism in Eukaryota, Metazoa, Chordata, Actinopteri, Salmoniformes, Salmonidae. The transcript is spliced from 8 exons.